Messenger RNA from Homarus americanus (American lobster), 1350 nucleotides. RefSeq lists its product as uncharacterized. Lineage: Eukaryota; Metazoa; Arthropoda; Malacostraca; Decapoda; Nephropidae. Bases 1 to 1350 code for a protein of 449 amino acids. The transcript has a single exon. The record is from RefSeq and is a predicted model, not a curated record.
AUGCUCUACUUCUUCCACCAUUAUGAACUGCCAGCAAUAUUGCAGCAAGCACAGAUUCAACAACUUGGUCGUGUCCACACUGUUAAUAUUGUUCUACGCAAUGUUCCCAACAACAACAACAACAAUAAUAACAAUAACCAGAAUGCUGCUAACAACACAGCCAACAACACUGGUGUUGGUGACACUGGUGGUGAGAGAGAGAGUGCUAACAAUGGUACUAGUGGUACUCGGAAUGAUGGGGUACCAAGGCCAAAUAUCCCACCCAUGGUUAACUUGGUGUUCCGCAACAUGACUGGUGGUUUAGCAAACAACAGAAAUGGAAACACAUCAUUGAGCUUUGUGUUCAGAAAUGUCAGAAAUAUAGUGCAGAAUCUUCAGCAGAAUAAUACAGCAUCGACCUCAACGUCAACUAGUACCACCACCACAACCACGUCUGCAUUCAACACUGCUACUGUGACAGUGUCUACUACAAGUACUACCACAACUACCUUCAUGGGAACUUUUGCAACUGGGUCUAAUACAACAAAUCCUACAACCUCAAUAGCCAGCACUGCUACUGUCUCAACCCCUCAAGUUUCUGGAGUAGGACCUUUGGAUUCAAAUAGCUCCUCUAAUUCUUUUUCCUUGUCAUCAUUUCCUACCUCUUCCAUAUCUUCAUUGGCUUCUCCUGCUACUUUUUCCUCACAUAUGACCCCUGUCUCACCUCCAAGGCAACCAGAUAUUACUGCUACUUCAUCUAAUGCCUCAGAGACUGUUAGUAAUAAUGCCUUAGGCUCUGUUGUGUCUGAUAGAACAGAUAGUGAACCUUUUAUGUUAACUUCUGAUUCUCUAGGUUCCUCAAGGGACAGCCUCCCUUUAGGAGCUUUACCUUCUUCUCCUCAUGAAACAUCAAUACCAGUUAAGGACCUGCCUAGCAGUUCAGAUUCUGUGUCAUUGGAUGAUGGGGAACACAAUGAUGGUAUGAGAUACAAGGCCAUACCAGUCGGUGCACAUAUGCAUAAGAGCUUUAAUCACUGUAUUUAUGAUGGGUCAGGAAAAUGUUCCUCUGAUUCCAAGGUGGCAGAAGAUACUGCCUCAGUGUUUAGUGGUACUUCUGAGGUCAUUAAAGGAGAUACAAACAGCCUUUUAAGAAAUGUUGGCGAUAUGCCGUAUGGCACUGCUAGAGCCUUAGAUCACCCUGUAACACAAAAUGUAGAGUUAACGAACGCUGACUGCCAAGCAGUUAAAGUUUGCAAAAGUAGUGAUGUAGCAGUGGAACCUCUACAACCAGAACAAGAAUUAAGACAUCGUAUUACCUCAGAAAAUCACCGUCACCACCGACCACAUUUAGAUAGUGAAAGCAGUGGAUAG